Oppia nitens is the source of this 988-nucleotide messenger RNA. RefSeq names its product 1,5-anhydro-D-fructose reductase-like. Gene Ontology annotation, molecular function: oxidoreductase activity. The record is from RefSeq and is a predicted model, not a curated record. The transcript has 3 exons. The coding region runs from base 8 to 988 and encodes 326 amino acids. Lineage: Eukaryota; Metazoa; Arthropoda; Arachnida; Sarcoptiformes; Oppiidae.
AGCAUUUAUGGUAUUUAUGAUAACUUGUCUUAUAGGUUUCAUGUUAUUUAAGGCAUCACCAAGGUCGGGCAUUGUUAAAUUGGUUCAACUUAAUAAUGGCCAUUACAUACCAGCAAUUGGUUUGGGCACCUGGACUAUGGAUGACAAAGAGGCCAGAGAAGCAAUAAAAAUGGCUGUCAAAAUUGGAUACAGACAUGUGGACACUGCCUGGAGAUAUCAUAAUGAGAAAGGAGUGGGACAGGCAUUGAAAGAUCUGAUAUUAGACAAAGUGAUCGCAAGAAAUGAUAUUUUUAUAACAACUAAAGUGUGGAAUACUUUUCACGGCAGAGAACUGGCAGUUCAAGCAAUCAAAGAAUCGUUAGCCAAUCUGGGCUUAGAUUACUUGGAUUUAGCACUUAUACAUUGGCCAACAGGUUUUAAAGCGGGAACUGAUGAUAUAUAUCCGCGAAAGUCAGAUGGAUCUAUAAUGCCAUCUGACUUUAGUUUAAUAGACACCUGGAAAGGAAUGGAAGACCUUUUUAGGCAAGGAUUGGCCAAAAGUAUUGGUGUUUCCAAUUUCAAUAUAAAACAAUUACAACGAGUACUCAAUGAGGCGUCUAUCAAGCCUUCAGUAAAUCAGUUUGAAACGCAUCCCUUUCUCGCUCAACAAGAGUUGGUUGACUUUUGCCACAAUAAUAGUAUUGCUGUAAUAGCUUACAGUCCUUUAAGACAAGCAGACAAAGAAUUGCUAAACAAUCCGGUGCUUAAAAAUAUUGCUCUCAAAUAUAACAAGACUGUGGCACAGGUAGCCCUUCGGUGGCAAAUUGACAGAAAUGUCAUUAUUAUUGCAAAGUCAUCGCGAAAGGAACGGCAGAUGGAAAACAUCAAUAUAUUUGACUUUAAAUUAGAAGAUCAAGAGAUUAAACAAAUAACGGCUUUGAAUCAAAAUAACCGGUUAAUUGAUAUCCCGGGCAUUCAGAAUCAUCCGGAAUAUCCAUUUGACAAUUAA